Molecule: messenger RNA, 1472 nt
Organism: Myripristis murdjan (pinecone soldierfish)
Lineage: Eukaryota; Metazoa; Chordata; Actinopteri; Holocentriformes; Holocentridae
Product: dehydrogenase/reductase SDR family member 13-like
Exons: 5
Coding region: 81-1037 (318 amino acids)
Source: RefSeq, a predicted model, not a curated record
AACCGCACAAACUGCACAAACUGCUCCCCGUUUCCUCGCUGAAAGCCAGUCCUGUGCUAAGAGGAGCCGAGAGCAGAGCCAUGUCUACCCUCCUCCUUGUCGUCGGCGUCGUGGUAGGGGUCGCUUACAUUUACCGUCACAUUGUGGUGAGAGGACAGCAAUGCACCAGCAGAGCCAAGCUGCACGGCAAGACUGUGAUUGUGACAGGCAGUAACACAGGCAUCGGGAAGACCACAGCCAUAGAUCUGGCUAAGAGAGGAGCCAGGGUUAUUCUGGCUUGCCGCAGCCAACAGAGAGGAGAAGCUGCUCUCGCUGAAGUCAAAAGGGAGAGCGGGAGCAGCCAGGUGGUGUUCAUGCAGCUGGAUCUGGCCAGUCUGAAGUCUGUGCGUGACUUUGCUGAAACCUUCCUGAGGACUGAGCCCAGGCUGGACCUACUCAUCAAUAAUGCAGGGAUUUACAUGCAGGGAAAAACUAAGGAUGGCCUGGGGUUGAUGUUCGGCGUGAACCACAUCGGUCACUUUCUGCUAACCAACCUGCUGCUGGACCGGCUGAAGGAGUGCGGCCCGAGCCGGGUGAUCAAUGUGGCAUCAGUGGGCCAUAAUUUCGGGAUCAUCGACUUCAACUGCCUGAACACCCACAAAGCUUUGGGGCAGGGGGAUUCGUUCUAUGACGUCUUGAAGAUCUACUGUAACAGCAAGCUGUGUAACGUCCUCUUCACGCAUGAGCUGGCCAAGAGACUGCAGGGCACAAAGGUGACCUGCUACAGCCUCCAUCCAGGGGCCAUUAACUCUGAGCUGGCCAGGAACACCAGCUCACUGUUCCAAGUCCUUCUGAUCCCCAUCACUGCCUUUUUCUUCAAAAACACCGUCCAGGGAGCCCAGACCACGCUGCACUGCGCUCUCCAGGAGGGACUCGAACCCCUCAGCGGACGCUACUUCUCCAACUGCACCGCGAGGAAUCUUUACCCCAAAGCCAAAGACGACGUCGCGGCCAAGAAGCUGUGGGAGCUGAGCGAGAGAUUGAGCGGGCUCGUGUGAAAAACCCCACAUCUGCAGAGCUUGAACGUAGUAGAACAGACAUGGAGCUGCGUGCCGCGGUCAUUUGGCCGGUUCAGGAUAAAAUGCCGAUCAUGACAACUCCUGUGUAGGAAAAGUGUGCCACAUUUCUUUGAUAACAGAAGAUUUUGUGCUGUGGCUGCUUGCUAAAAGUCGUAAGCAGACAUUAAUUGCUGCCAUCAUGGUUCCACCAGUACUGGAAUAUGGAAGUUCACCUGGAACAAUGGCCACAUUUAUUUCCAAAGGACCACAUUCACACGGCAGCCAUCUUCCUCUGAUGUCACGCUCAAAUGUAGUCGAACUGCCGUGUUACAGGUUGUAUUUUUUAGAAACUGCUUUCUGAUUGAUGAACAACUGAAAAGACACCGGACAGUGAAAAUCCAGAGACACUGAGCCAUAUUUUAAGCUGAAACAACA